AAUCAUAUGUUGCCGCAUGCACACAUACAAACACACACAGGCACAGCUGCUCGAUCGCAUGAGGCUAAAACCCACGAUCAGAACCGAUCCGCGUUUUUAUCCCUUGCAUUUCUAGGUUCCAAAGUCCCGCUAAAUGGCAACACACCUCCUCCGAAACGGCGCUACCUGUUGGCUGCUCAGGAACUGCAUUUCCCAACGUGCCACGUUGAGACGCUGCCUGCAUGUGACCUCCAGCCUGGACAAGACGGUCUCCUUCAACCUCAGCGACAUUGGCGAGGGAAUCCGCGAGGUGACCGUCAAGGAGUGGUUCGUGAAAGAGGGCGACACCGUGGAGCAGUUCGACAAUCUGUGCGAGGUUCAAUCGGACAAGGCCUCGGUGACCAUCACCAGUCGAUAUGAUGGGAAGAUAACCAAGAUUCACCACAAAAUCGAUGAGAUUGCGCUGGUCGGCAAGCCUCUGCUCGAUUUCGAUGUGGUGAAUGAAGAGGAAGAUGAGGCGGAGGACUCUUCUUCCUCCUCCUCCUCCUCCACAUCUUCCGAUAGUUCAGCCAGCGAAAACGAGGAGAAGCAAUCAGCUGAAGCCUCGGCGACGCCCACAGGUGGUCGUGUGAUCAUACCCGCCACGCCCUCGGUUCGUCGUCUGGCCAAGGAACACCAGUUGGAUCUGGCCAAGGUGCCAGCAACGGGAAAGAAUGGUCGUGUGCUCAAGGGUGAUAUCCUGGAGUUCCUGGGCCAAGUUCCUCCGGGUACCAACGUUCCACAUCCCACACUAUUGGCCAAAUCGCCCAGUGCUGCUCCCACUGGAGCAACGAGUGUUUCUGUGCCCGCUGAUCGCGUCGAAGUGCUCAAGGGAGUGCGCAAGGCCAUGCUCAAAUCGAUGACGGAAUCCCUGAAAAUCCCCCAUUUUGCCUACAGCGACGAAAUCGACAUGACCCAGUUGAUGCAAUUCCGUAACCAACUGCAGUCGGUGGCCAAAGAGAAUGGCGUGCCCAAGCUCACGUUUAUGCCGUUCUGCAUCAAGGCUGCCAGCAUUGCGUUGUCCAAAUAUCCAAUUGUUAACAGUUCCCUGGAUUUGGCCAGCGAAUCGCUGGUCUUCAAGGGUGCCCACAACAUAAGCGUUGCCAUCGAUACACCACAGGGACUCGUGGUGCCGAAUAUUAAGAACUGCCAGACAAAGACUAUUAUCGAGAUUGCCAAGGAUCUGAAUGCACUGGUGGAGCGCGGUAGGACUGGAUCCCUGUCUCCGGCAGACUUUGCCGAUGGCACCUUCUCGCUUUCCAACAUAGGAGUGAUUGGCGGUACCUACACACAUCCGUGUAUAAUGGCGCCCCAGGUGGCCAUCGGUGCUAUGGGUAGGACCAAGGCGGUGCCGCGUUUCAACGACAAGGAUGAGGUGGUCAAAGCGUACGUGAUGAGCGUUAGCUGGUCCGCCGACCAUCGCGUCAUCGACGGCGUGACCAUGGCCAGCUUCUCCAACGUCUGGAAGCAGUAUCUGGAGAAUCCUGCCCUCUUCCUACUGCACUAGAGAGCCUAUUGCUCGAAAACGCUAGUUUUUACGGAUGAGGCUUUUUCCCAUGCAUUUAUCUAGACAUAUCUUAUAUUGUAAAUUGUACGACAAUCUGCUUUGAGCUGGAACAGGUGCCAUGUGCCGCCACCCAUCCCCAAAAUGUGCAUUUAUAGGAGGUUAGCCACUCUGAGCGGCUCCUCGAUUACUUUAAGCUCCUGGCGCACAUGGCUAACUUUCCGUUUAUCUACUUUUAUCGUUGUUAACCUGCAUUUAUAUAUCAGUUUUUUUUUUAAGUUUGAUAAGCAACAACUUCUGCGUACAGUUCAACUGUAGUGCAUGCAUUUAUAUUAAAGCUUUGUUUCAAUGGCUGUCCAAUAAAUAUCAGAAACGGUUUAUGUAAA
Molecule: messenger RNA, 1908 nt
Organism: Drosophila simulans
Lineage: Eukaryota; Metazoa; Arthropoda; Insecta; Diptera; Drosophilidae
Gene: Dbct
Product: lipoamide acyltransferase component of branched-chain alpha-keto acid dehydrogenase complex, mitochondrial
Exons: 4
Coding region: 134-1525 (463 amino acids)
Cellular component (GO): cytoplasm; mitochondrion
Molecular function (GO): lipoic acid binding; acetyltransferase activity
Source: RefSeq, a predicted model, not a curated record